ACACUUACCGCAUUCUGACAGGCUUCAUCAUUCGAUGCCAUGAGUUGAGGAUCACUCCAAGCGUCGAUCUGUUCCUUCACCAUUACUGCUAUCAACCUUACUGGAUGACCGGGUACCUGAAACUGGUAGCUCGUUCUGAUCGUUAGCUGUUCACAGAGAAUCUUACCCCGUCGGCUGACUGGGAGGAACGUUUCUUGUUCGUUCGGGUAGGUGACUCUCUACCAUUCCCAGAUAGGUGGAACGCAUACCCCGUUCAAGACUCUCAGUCCAGGGUGGAUGCCGUUCUACGCUCCCAAGCUGAGUCUUUGCGGAUGGGAGGGACCCGAAGUCUUCGGAGUUUUAUCACUACUUCGAGCAUGUUAUCUGCUGGAAUCGGUGUGAUAUCUCCCAUACCCGUCUGGCGCUCUAUCUCUUCUGCUACCUUGACGGCUUCUUUCGGUAAAGGAAAGGAGAAAAUGAUAGCCGAUCGUGACUCGGCGAAGCAAACCCGUAAGUAGCGCAAAGGGAAUGAUGGCGAUCAACUGAUCCCGAUCGACCAUGUGGUUGAUUUGACCGGGCCGGAGGUUAAGCCCAAAAGAUUGGUGCCUGCCAACAAAUCAACUCCGCCUCUUACUGACACACCGAUCGAUGAUCGGAUGUUUGUCGAGUUUUCAAACAUGGGGCCCAGAUCAGAAAGGAGGUAUCUGUUCGGGUUGAUGCCAUCUUCUAUGUGGUGUCACACUGCAAUCAAGGUUCCCCCAAGCUUCACGAACCUGACCCACUGGUCGGAUCUUUUCGAAGCAGGUCACCAGGAAGCACUCAAGACUGGUGUAUACUAUCACAAGGCCUUUCUUGCAGCCGAGAAGGAAAUGAAAGCCCUGGCCAGCGAUUGGGAUGACGGUCAGGUCCUCCUUUCUGCCGCUCGGAAGUUAGCGGCCGAUCUCCAAGAGCAGGCCAAGGAGGGUGAGAAGGCAAAAGCUGCUCUGGCUGAGAUGCAGGAGAAAUCUCGUCGUCGCGACCGGGAGCUUAAAGAACUCCGGGCCAAGGUGCGAGCUGCCGAAUCUGCUGGUAUCAAAUUCGAUAAAACUGUUGGCGAUCAUCUGCCCGAACCUUACACGGUCAAUACUUCCCAGAUUGCUCAUCAAUCAAUAGUGGAUUUUCAACGGGGCAAGGGGCUGAACGUCGCUCUGGAGAACACGGCCCGGCAAUUCCUGGGUCCUCACCUUGGCCAAUUCUUGCGUGAGAGCGAAGAUCCCAUCAAAGCAGGGAUCGACCUCCUGGACAGCACGCCGGAAGGGAAAUCUUUCUUGGAUGUCCUGACCGAGAAAACUGUGAAGCAAAGUCAGGACCUGCUUCUGGACAGGAACCUUGAAUUGAUCCUAGAGCAUUUCCCCAAUCCGUUCGAUCCUGAUGAUUUAGGCUUUGACGAUCUGUUCGGGAAUACAUAUGAUCGCAUUAUGGAGAAAAGGUCCAAAGCAGCGCCUGAUGAUGCAGUGCAGGCAGGGAGCUCUCAGCCUCCCUCCUGCCCGAACAGCAAUCCUCCAGUAGCAUAGCCUUGCUGUAAUUUUUUGCUUCUUUAUUCUUCUUGUAUAUUCCGGCUAGUAAUGCCGAAGAAUAAACUGGACUUCUUUCCUUAUCUGUUGUCUUUUUUCUAUUCUUCCUUUGAUUUUUUGUUCACAAACUUUUCUAUGUGGCCGAACCUCACUCGGCUCAUGUAUCUUUAUGUCUGACACCUAUCCCGAACCCGUUUUGAUCCCUUUUCCGUCCGUGACGCACGGGUUCAAAACUCUUAGCUGGGGUGAAUUCCUCCAAGCCGUUUUGAUCGUGACCACAGGGUCAAACUCUCAGCUGGGACAGGGGCUCCCUCCAAACUGUUAACCUGUUCGACAUUCGGUCAUCUGGAAUGAUUUCACGUGUUAACAAGCUGAGGUGAGACUCUCUUCGCAAUUGUUCUGACACCUUUCCCGAACCCGUUUUGAUCCCUUUUUCCGUUCGUGACGCACGAGUUCAAAACUCUUAGCUGAGGUGAAUUCCUCCAAGCCGUUUUGAUCGUGACCACAGGAUCAAACUCUCGGCUGGGAUAGGGGCUCCCUCCAAACUGUUAACCCUUUCGUCAUUCGGUCAUCCAGAAUGAUUCCACACGUUAACAAGCUGAGGUGAGACUAUCUCCCUUCCAAACCCAUAAUUCCGAUGCAUUCCGAACUAUUCUCUCUGGCUCGUAUCAUCCAUAUUAGGGGUCUGAGGUAACCCUUUUCGAACUAUAAGCAAGAUCACCGAAUUGGGUCAUUCCUUACUUAUAGCUAAAAGGGCGACUCGCUUCCGAAUCAAGUUCAUGACUGAGGCGAGCUUUUUCAAAACCAUAGUUCCGAUUCCCCGGGCGACAAUCCGUACCUUAUCCGAACGUCGCUCGGUUAAUCCAUAUCUUACAGUCUUGACACCAUCUCCAAGCCGUUUUGAUCCCUUUGCCCGUACGUAAUUACAGGGUCGACUUUGGCCAAGUUGACGACUCAGCUCCCUCCAAACUGUUAACCCGUUCGUCAUUCGGUCAUCCGGAAUGAUUCUGCGUGUUAAAAAGAUGAGGUGAGAAUCACUGUCCUCGAACUUCAGGCCAUUUUGAUCCCUUCAUCAAUGCGUAAUUACAGAGUCAAAACUCUUGCUGAAAUAAUGGUUCCCUCCAAACUGCUAAUAUGUUCGUCAUUCGGUUUUCCAGAAUCGAUUCUCAUAUUAACCGCUGAGGUGAGACUAUCUGAGCGUCAAACUCCAAGCCGUUGGCUGAGAAUGACUUUCCUUCCAUGCUGUUAACUCGUUCGUCAUUCGGUCAUCCGGAAUGAUUGAGUUAACCACGGGCACCGAUUUUCUGAGCCUCAAUUCUUCAAGCCGUUUUUGAUCCCUUUAUUCUUUCAUAAAUCUAGGGUCAAAAACUCCCUUAACUGAGAAUUGAUUUUCCUUCCAUGCUGUUAACUCGUUCGUCAUUCGGUCAUCCGGAAUGAUUGAGUUAACCACGUGUAAGGAAUAAUUGUAUUUAGAUUUUGAUGAUGCUAGAUUAAUUAGGACUUUAGAGUACCCCUUUAGAAAUUAUGUAUUAGAAUUUUUCCUUUGUAAAGUUCUUAGAGUAAUCGACUUGACAGAAUGCCUUCAGAGCAGAAGACCUUCUGAGCAGAAGGGCUCCAAGAGCAGAAGAGCCUCGUAAGGCUUUAUUGAAACAGAGGACCUUUGGUUCUCUGCUCCAGAACAGAAGACCUCAGGGUCUCUGUUAGUCUUCACUCUGACAGAAACCCUUCUGGGUCUCUGUUGGAUACUCUCCCAACAGAAGUGCUCCAGACCUCCUCUGUUCUACUCUCAGAUAAAGACACCAGAAGGUCUGACACUUAGAAGAAUUUCACUGAACCGGGAAGUCAACUAAAAGAUUCCUUCAACGGCUAGGAGUAUGAAACGGAAAAGCUACAGUGCACGCAUUAAAUGCUCAUUUAAUGCACCCCAUGCUACGUAGAGUAAUUGCAGAUGAUUGGCCGCAAUGUCAGGAAUACUUUAUCCCAAAAUAGUAACCCGCCAACUUUACCGGGCUCUACUAGUCAAGUCAACUGAUCGUUCAUUUAAUGCAGUUGUCCUCCUACUCCUCCAACGGGAAGACAACCUCAGUAUAAAAGAUACACUACGAAGAACAACCGGAUAACUUUGCAACUUUUGCUACACAUUGCUACAACUCUUCAUACAAGAUAUUCAAACUCUGAAAAGCAAAAAGCCUCCUUGAGAUUCAAACUCAUUAUCUUCUACAAGAGAAGGCAGAAGUUGGAAAAAUACUUUUUCCAACUCAAGCAAAGUUCCAAGUGUUCUUCAACUCUUCAAGCUCAUCACAUACAAAUCUUUUGUAACGAAGCUAGUUGGAGGAACCCCUGUUUCAACAGAAACUCUUCUUGCUACAAGAAGGACGUCCAAGUAACUGGAGUAGUAAAGUGGUGAUACUUUCUGGAAGCUCAGUGAAAGGACCAGUCUUAAAGGAAGCCAGGCAGUGCAUCCCAGGAGACAUCUAGACUUGAAGAAGACGUGGAGUGCUUCUUAAGUGCUAGGACUAAGGCUUUGUAAACGGAAGUUUUUACAGCUUAGUGGAACAGUGGACUAGAGGAACAAGUUGUUCCUUGAACCACUAUAAAAAUUCCUGGUGUCGUUUACUUACUGCUUUAAUAUUUGCACUUAGAUAGAACUGUCUAACUCCUUGGACUUGGUAUCUGUGUUCAGCAGAACUUGUUCUACGAGUUAACAGAAGGCCUACUGCCUUUGCUUCUCUGAGGCUAAAUCAACAGAACUCCCUACCAGAACCCCAUCCGCUGCCAGUCUGUUCUGUCAACAGAACAU
Messenger RNA from Cuscuta europaea, 4332 nucleotides. NCBI's taxonomy places the organism in Eukaryota, Viridiplantae, Streptophyta, Magnoliopsida, Solanales, Convolvulaceae. The record is from the annotation of a GenBank genome assembly.